GGUCUCGGAGCAGACCCCCAACCCCCAAAGGCAGCCCGCAGACGAGCAGGCAGAGCCCUCAGACCCUGAAGCGGAGCCGGGUGACCGCCUCGCUCGAGGCUUUACCCGCGGGGACGGUGCUGACGGACCAGAACGGGCAGAGCUGGAAGCUGGGAGCCCUGCAGACCAAGGACGCCCAGGGCAUCCUCUAUGAAGCUGAGCCUUCCCCGAGUACCCAGAAAUACCGGUUCUCGCUCAAAUUGGACGCCAAGGAUGGACGCUUGUUCAACGAGCAGCACUUCUUCCAGCGGGCCGCCAAGCCUGUGCAAGUGAACAAGUGGAAGAAGCUGAGCUCAAACCCCCUCCUGGCCAUCCCCACCUGUGUGGGUUUUGGCAUUCACCAGGACAAGUACAGGUUCUUGGUGUUUCCCAUCCUGGGGAGGAGCCUGCAGUGGGCCCUGGACCACACCCCAAAGCAUGUGCUGUCCGAGAGAUGUGUCCUGCAGGUGGCCUGCAGACUGCUCGACGCCCUGGAGUUCCUCCACGAGAAUGAGUAUGUUCACGGCAACGUGACAGCUGCGAGCGUCUUCGUGAGCCCAGACGACCUGAGCCAGGUGACCCUGGGGGGCUACGGCUUCACCUACCGCUACUGCCCAGGGGGCAGACACGUGGCCUACGUGGAGGGCAGCAGGAGUCCGCACGAGGGGGACCUCGAGUUCAUCAGCAUGGACCUGCACAGGGGCUGUGGGCCCUCCCGCCGUAGCGACCUGCAAGCACUGGGCCACUGUGUGCUGAAGUGGCUCUACGGGGUCCUGCCGUGGACACACUGCCUGCCCAAUGCCGACGAGGUCAUGAAGCAGAAGCAGAAGUUCCUCGACAGCCCAGAGCCCCUGGCCGGACUGCGUGGUCCCCGGAUCAGGCCCUCAG
Oryctolagus cuniculus (rabbit) is the source of this 906-nucleotide messenger RNA. Lineage: Eukaryota; Metazoa; Chordata; Mammalia; Lagomorpha; Leporidae. The record is from RefSeq and is a predicted model, not a curated record.